Molecule: messenger RNA, 1975 nt
Organism: Frankliniella occidentalis (western flower thrips)
Lineage: Eukaryota; Metazoa; Arthropoda; Insecta; Thysanoptera; Thripidae
Product: cytochrome P450 302a1, mitochondrial-like
Exons: 8
Coding region: 387-1907 (506 amino acids)
Molecular function (GO): oxidoreductase activity, acting on paired donors, with incorporation or reduction of molecular oxygen; iron ion binding; monooxygenase activity
Source: RefSeq, a predicted model, not a curated record
CAAAAAGAAAAACACAGGUGUGUAAGGUGGACCAAAUUUCUACGAACAAGUAAAAAGCUAGGUAUUCUGCUAUUCUUUGGAUAUAAAAUAUGAGUUACAUCAGUGUGCGACACUAUCCGGAAAGCGGCCAUACACGGCUCUAGUAUUUUGAAACCACUCGCCACUUGUUAGCACGCCGCAUCCCGUAAAGGUAGAGAGAGGGUAGGAGACCUGCUGUAUCAGCAGAUCGAAUCUGCUUCUGCUGAUUUUUCCUGGAAGUGUUGACAGUCAGCGAGCACGAACAGUUGCGGCGACCAGACCAGGUCUACUAGAAUGUCAGCUCUCUGUCUCGAUCAGUGAGUUUUCUGACAGACGCGAGUUCGUGUUUCCUCUAGCGCUGCAUUGACAUGGCUGUGCUAUUAUUCUCUAAGUAUUGCUCUAUCAUCAGACCGCAAACAUAUUUUUUGAAGCUACUUCCUCCUGUUAAGAGCAACAUAAAUCGAAUUUCUCUAAGGCAACAGAUUCACACUCAAAAUGUCAGACCAUUCGAUGACAUUCCUGGACCAAAAUCUGGUGAUCCAGCCUACAACCAUGAAAGACUAGACAAAGCUGGACUUGAAAAAUAUUUGAAAUAUGGACCAAUAGUUCGUGAAGAAGUUUCUCCUGGUAAUAAUAUACUGUUAAUUUUUGAUACAAGUGAUAUUGAACAGCUGUCUCUUUCUGAAAAUUCCUAUCCGUCUCGUCGAAGUCAUCUAGCAGUGGAGAAAUUUCGUAAAAGUCGACCAACAAUUUAUAAUUCAGGAGGUCUUCUUUCAACGAAUGGUGAAGAAUGGUGGAAAUUGCGGAGAGACUUUCAGAAAGGUUUCAGUGCCCCACAGGCUGUGCGGGCAUAUCUACCAGCAGUUGAUGAAGUGAUUCAAGAAUUUGUAACUGCACAACUUUGCCAACCAUGUGAAGAUUUUUUGCCCUUACUCUCUCGACUUUCUCUUCAGUUGACAUGUCUGGUUGCCUUUGAUGAAAAAUUUGACUGCUUUUCACCAGAAGAGAAAAGAUCAGAUUCUCGCUCAUCCCGUUUGAUGGAAGCAGCUUCAACCAUCAACAGCCUAGGUUUUGUGUAUGAUAAUGUAGAAAGUUUGAGGCUCUCUAUAUGGCCCAAAUUAGAGGAUGCUUCUUUGUUUAUGGAGGAAGUUGCAGUUGAAUUUGUUCAAAGAAAGGCAGAAUCUUUGGCUAAUUCAAGGCAGCCAGCUGAGAACUCUGGAUGUGUUCCCUCCUUGUUUGAAAGAUAUUUGACUUCUCCCAAUUUUGAUUGCAAGGAUGUAAAUGGAAUGGCAGUGGACUUACUACUUGCUGGGAUUGAAACUACCGCCUAUACUGCUUCAUUUGCUCUUUAUCAUCUAGCAAGGAAUAGUGAUGCUCAGAAAAAACUACAGCUGGAGGCCCAGACUCUUUUGCAGUCAGCUACUCAGCCCAUAUCAGGUGACAUUUUGUCUGAGGCAUCCUACGCUCGUGCUGUUUUGAAAGAGGUUUUCCGAAUGAGUCCUAUUUCAAUAGGUGUGGGCAGGCUUCUUAAUAAAGAUUUAGUUCUAUCUGGAUACCAAAUUCCUAAAGGGACUAAUGUUGUGACUCAAAAUCAAGUCGCUUGCCGCUUAGAAAAGUAUUUUGACAGACCCAAUGACUUCUUGCCAGAGAGGUGGUUAAAAGAAUCGCCAAGACAGGAGAAAGUGAACCCUUUCCUUGUUUUACCAUUUGGUCAUGGGCGUCGCUCUUGCAUUGCUCGACGUUUAGCUGAACAACAGCUGUUAACGUUUCUCCUAAGGGUUGCUCGGACACAUUGUGUUACAUGGAAUUCAUCAGAACCUUUGGGCUGCAUUUCUGUACCCAUUAACAAACCAGAUCAGCCUGUAAAACUUGUAUUUUCUAGAUUGUAAAAGUAUUUUUAAUGCAUGAAUCCUAUUUUUUUUUUUUUUUUUUGUAAUAAAAAUAUUUGAAUACUAUA